Molecule: messenger RNA, 1968 nt
Organism: Tetrahymena thermophila SB210
Lineage: Eukaryota; Ciliophora; Oligohymenophorea; Hymenostomatida; Tetrahymenidae
Exons: 2
Source: RefSeq, a predicted model, not a curated record
AUGUCUACCUAAAGUAUUCAGUUUAAAAACUAAUUCGAUGAAUAGAAGUCUCUUAUUAACAGUUUUUAAAAAGCUAUUAAAGAUGGAGAUGAAAAAAUUGCUAUUAAUACCUUUUUAAAUAUCUUAAAAUACGAUUAGAGAUAUUGCAUUCAAAUAGAUAAAUUCGACAAAGAUUUAUAUGAGAUUAAUUCUAAAAAGCUAGGCUAGUAAAAUACCUUGGAAAUGUAACCACAUUUGAAGUAGCUACUUGAGUAGGAAAGGAAAAAAGAUUACGAACAAAUUUACAGAGAAAAAUUAAAAUAUGAAAAGGAGGAGGAAGAGAGAUAAAAAGAACUAAAGAGAUAAUAGGAAGAGUAAGAAAAAUAAUAAAAAAAAGACUAGCUAAUAGAUAAUAAAAUGAACAUAAUAUAUACUUUGUAAAAUGAACAUUAAAAGGAAACAACUUUAUUAGAUAAGAAAGUAUAAUAAAACUAAUAGUUAAUUUAUGAGAUAAACAAGCUUAAUUAGCAACCAAUUGCUAAUUAAAUCAAUGAAAAUAAUUUUCAAAAUGAUCAUAACAGUAGCGAAAAUGAUUCUGAUGAAGAUAAUGACUAAGUAACAGAUUAUGUACACCCAUAAACCCUUAAAAAGAAUGUUGAUGGUGAUGAUGAUGAUGAAGAUGAUGAUGAUGAUGACGAUAUUGAUAUAGAAAAAACAAUUGCAGGUCCUAAAUAGCCUCAAAAUAGGUUUAAGGCAAAACUUAAUAAUAAAAAUUAAAAUUCUGAUGUUUAAUAAAUAUCAUAAUAACUUUAAAAAGUGUAAAUAGAUGGCAACUAAAUUAAAGUGCCAAAUAAUAUUGCAUAGCCAAAUCCUGGAUAAUAAAAUAUGUAAUAAAUCCAAUAACAAUAGCAAUUAUUGAACUAAUAGUAAUUGCUUACUAAUAAACAACUAUAACCUAACUUACAAUAAAAUUUGCUUAAUCAAUAACAGUAAAUACCUUAAAAUCCAUAGCAAAUGAUUUAAUAGCAACAGAGAUAAUAGCCUAUUUAGUAAUAAUUCAUGCCUAAUUAAAUUUAACAAUAAUAAUAAUUCAUGAAUAUUUAGUAAUAAUAAUAUUAAUAAUAGUAGAUGCAAAAUCAAUAAUUAUUGCCUUAAUAGUAAAGAUAACCGAAUCCAGUUAAUACUUAAUAAGUUGCUUCGUAGCCAGAGAAUCUAACAUAGAAUAAUUUAAUUAGAAAUUAAGCUGUAUAAGGCAAUUAGAUUUCUUAAUAGGACUUAAAUAAUCUUAAUUAAAGAAAUUAAGCUAUUGAUCCUACUUAAUACCAAAACAGAGACUAAAAUAAGUUGAAUUAUUAACCAACUUAAAACGUGUAGACUAAUAACUAGACAUCUAUCUCUCCAAACUACUCUUAAAAAUAAAUGUUUGCAAACUAAACUAAUGACUAAUAAAUGCCUUAGAGAUAGGUAAAUAAUAUCAAUCCUAUUUAAAACUAGAUUCAAGGUUAACAGAUUUAUGUUCAAAAUGCAAAUAAUGGAUAGUAAAGAUAAAUUAAUGAUAAUAAUUAGCCAGUUUAAUAAAUUUAGUAAAACCCUCCUUCAUCUCAAUAAAAUGUAAGAUUUGGUUCAAAUAAUCAAUAAAAUACUUCAGAUAUCUAACCUAAAUCAUAGAAGUUUAACUUUUAACCUUAGCCUAAUUAUAAUUAGAUGCCGUACUAAAAUAAUUUUUAGCAAAACCAAAAUUAAUUUGUAUAAAAACCAAAUUUAAUUUAAUAAUAAUUAUAAUAAUAAUAAUAACCACAACAAAGACCUGAUGAUAGAUUUAGCAAUUAAGCAUAAAAUAAUUUUUAAUUCUUAAAUGUUUCACAUAUGAGCAUGAGUAAUGUAAGUUAAAAUGAAUAAAGCGCCCUCAUGUAAUAAUCACUAUUAUAAUCAUAAUUAUAAUAGUAACAAUACUUCUAAUAAUAAAGCUAGUUCUAAUAGUAAUAGUGA